Messenger RNA from Ostrinia nubilalis (European corn borer), 1257 nucleotides. RefSeq names its product centrosomal protein of 120 kDa-like. Gene Ontology annotation, cellular component: centrosome; centriole. Gene Ontology annotation, biological process: positive regulation of centriole elongation; centrosome cycle; interkinetic nuclear migration. Lineage: Eukaryota; Metazoa; Arthropoda; Insecta; Lepidoptera; Crambidae. The record is from RefSeq and is a predicted model, not a curated record. The coding region runs from base 76 to 1257 and encodes 393 amino acids. The transcript is spliced from 9 exons.
UGAUUUGGAAAAGUUUGUUUACGUUGUUUGAAUUGAAUUUUACAAGAUUUUAUUGUUAAUUCGACUGAUUCAUUCAUGGACGAAUUGAGAGGGCCAAAUAUACAAAUAGUUCUUCAUGUCAAAGAAGGGCUUGGGUUUGGAUUUUUACGGAGUCCUUUUAUUGUAAGCGGCUCCCUGAAUGGAUAUAUGCUGGAGACUGAUCCGGUGGUGCCAACACACGCACCAGUCUUUGAUGCAGAGCUCGUUUGGGAAGCUGACAAAAGAAGAUUUCGAAGCCUUCGAGUACAAAAUGUGCCCGUCAAAGUGGAGGUAUUCACCAUGGGUACACAGGGCAGGAAGGACAAAAUUGGAUAUCUUCUUCUAAGCCUGCUGGGUGCCCAGCCAUGUCCAUCAAAUAAAUUGAAUGAUGUAAAACAUACAUGGCACAGGCUUUUGGGCGUGAAGUCAGAAGGCAAGUGCUGCCAUCCUCAGUUGCUCAUGAGCCUCUCUGUUGAAGACAGAGUUAAUAUUCCAACACCUAGAAACGAGUUGAGGAUGUUUCACAGCAAUGAAAUAGCAUAUCCAGCUUCAAAUUAUGCUCCAAAUCCCAAUCCAAGUGCAGGCAGGACUAUUUUGUUUACAUUAGAGGAGUACAUAUCAGAAAGCAAGAAGACGGUGUCAUCUCCUGAGCUUCAGCCACGAUUGUUGUGUGAGGAAGGCCUCAUACAAAUAGGCGAUGGCAGGCAUCUCUACGUACUCAGCUUCGUUAUAGGGGCUGUGGAGAAUUUGGACAUGCUCCUGCCUGAAUCUAACAGAGCUCAAAAGGAUGCAGUGGAUUGUUACGUCAGUUAUUCAGUGUUCACACACAAUAUUAUGACAGAUAGGGUUGCCGCCAGCGCGUCGGGCGCCGGGUGCUCCGCGCACUUCAACCAGCGCACGUCGCUGCGGCUGCGCUCGCGGCUGGCAGCCUUGGGCCGGUACUUCGCGCAGUGUCCCUACUUGGUCACCAGGGUGUAUGCGGGCGAUAAGGACGUGGGCAUCUGCAGCAUGGAUCUCCGUAAACUGGUUCCCACUGAAGACCCCAAGCAGUUUGUGGAUCAGUUCUGCGACCACGAACGCUCGCUCACCAUACACGAGCGCUGUUUCAUACUGCGCUGCGAUGGCAGACCCAGUGACGACCAUAGAAGACCUUUUGUAGACGUGGAAAUGAGCCUGAAGUAUGUUGGGGACAAAAAGGAUAAGGCACAGGUGAGAUCAACAACGUAUUUAAUUCAGUAA